AUGUACCUAGGCUUUAAGUUAGGCUUCAGCAUAUCCAAAGGUCAAGAUGGCACUGACCUUUUGGACCGAACUUCACCUUCAGUUCUGAUUGCGGACAAGAUCGAAGUUAAAUUUUUGUGGUAUGAUGGGAAUUUGAUGUACAAGAAGGGCGAAGACGGGCAGGUUAUCGGAGUUCUUGCAGAUUUUGAUCUCUCAUCCCUCGAGGGCAAGGCAAGCUCAAACACCAAACGAACCGGCUCGCUACCGUUCAUGGCCCUCGACUUGUUAUCAAAGAAUGCAGUAUCCGGAAAGGUGGCACAUGACUAUUGUCACGAUGCUGAGGCGUUUUUCUGGGUUGGAGUCUACGACACGGCUUGUUACGACAAUGGCCAUACGGUUGAUAACGCGGUUCCGGCCCAAUGGAAUCUCCCUGGAGCCAACACUAUGCGAGAAGAAAGAGGCUACUAUCUCUGGAACCUAAACAAACAUGAUGCUACUUCAUCUCAGGAGAAUGUCUGGAAUGGACUCUCUCUGCUUAGGAUUCCUCUGACAGAACGGAAGAUUUUCGACCGUCCAGAGGAACUGCCAUCCUGGGAAUUGGCUAUGCGGCGGAGUCUGGGAGAUCCUGUGCCUGAACCCUUCGACGCUUCGCUCCAUGAGCCAAGCGCAGUGAAAGCUCACUUCUUGAAACUGAAGGAUGGUGCAGAACACGUCAGUCAUGUUCCUGGCCGACUAGGUCAG
This is a messenger RNA of Acaulospora colombiana, 720 nucleotides long. The record is from the annotation of a GenBank genome assembly. Lineage: Eukaryota; Fungi; Glomeromycota; Glomeromycetes; Diversisporales; Acaulosporaceae.